Molecule: messenger RNA, 2332 nt
Organism: Leptopilina boulardi
Lineage: Eukaryota; Metazoa; Arthropoda; Insecta; Hymenoptera; Figitidae
Product: KH domain-containing, RNA-binding, signal transduction-associated protein 2-like
Exons: 9
Coding region: 170-1381 (403 amino acids)
Biological process (GO): regulation of alternative mRNA splicing, via spliceosome
Cellular component (GO): nucleus
Molecular function (GO): mRNA binding
Source: RefSeq, a predicted model, not a curated record
UUCAUCACUGCGCCAUGACUGCGCCUGCUCGCCAUUGUAAUCCUUGUGGUUGUGCGAAGCCGCGUCGUUGACUUUAGAACUGAAUUUUACUAUUUUUUGAACAAUUCAAAAUAUUUAAACAACAACAAUUAUAAACAUAAAAUAAGUGCUUUAAAUCGCGCUAACAAUCAUGACUGACAGAUCAAGUAACGGCGAGUAUAAAUAUCGUGAUGAUAAUAAUGCCGACAAACCAAGGAGUCUUUUGGAUAAAGAUGAUAAAGAUUCACAAGCAGACAAAACUGGAGAAUAUGUGCGUGAAUUAUUACAAGAAAAAUUGGAGAUUGAUUCAUCCAAAUGGCCAAAUGCACUUCGUUUAAUUGAUCAAGAGAUUCAGAAAACUCAGGCCAUGGGAAAACCUCUCAGGGACCAAAAGUACGUGGACAUCUAUCGUGAGAAGCCAAUAAGAGUUGCCGUCAAGGUUUUGGUGCCAGUCCGCGAACACCCCAAGUUCAAUUUUGUUGGAAAACUAUUGGGUCCCAAGGGUAACUCCAUGAAACGCCUGCAGGAAGAGACGAUGUGCAAGAUGGCAGUCUUGGGUAGAGGUUCUAUGAAGGAUCGUCAAAAGGAGGAGGAGUGUCGGCAAUCCUUGGAUCCAAAGUACGCCCACCUUUCUGAUGAUCUUCACGUGGAAAUUGCAGCUUUAGCCCCACCAGCUGAGGCUCAUGCUCGUAUCGCAUUUGCUCUGGCAGAGGUUCGCAAAUAUCUUAUACCGGACAGUAAUGACAACAUCCGUCAGGAACAGAUGCGUGAAAUGGAAAUGACUAUGGGUGAUGACGGUACGCCAGUCAUGAGACCUCCCACUAGCAUCCUAAGAGGAUCAGCGAGACCUCCACCACCGGGUAUGCCACCGCGAUCAGCACGACCAAUCCUUCCACCGCCACCUGCACGAGGACCGCCCAUCACUCGUCCAGUUCCAGCGAAAACAAAAGUCCUCUCUAUUCUGGAUCGAGCAAGAGUCGCCAUGGACCAAACCUAUGGAUACGAGAAACCCACGAAACAUGACUACGAAUAUGGAUCUUCGACCAGUAGCCGAUACUCCGAUCGCCACUACAAAUCCUCGACAGCCGAUGAUAUGUAUCAAUCUAGUGGAAGAUAUGGAUCUUACGAUUAUGAAGAUGAUUCAAUGCCUCACUCAUCUCACGAUUAUUAUGAAUCAUCGGAAUAUCCAGAGGAUUCUUCAAGCCGCGCAUGGAAAAGUUACAAGACUACAACAACUUCAGGCUCGGCCUCGCGCUACCGCACAGCUCCGUAUACACGACCCUCCAAACCUCAGACAUCGUUCAUCUCUAUGAAACCAAUGUUCGGAAUGGAUAAAUCGUCAGGUGGAAUCGGAAAUAUGUAACAUGAAUACAUAUAAAAAUGUAAUAAAACAAAACGCGCUACAGCAUUUAUCGAAAAAUGACGCAAUCCUUACAACUCAUUUUUAAAAAAAAUAACUGCUUUAUUUCUCUUGAACAAAAAUACAUAACUCAUUCCUUUAAUGUCCUCUUAAAUCGUGACAGGGCAACAUGAAUUUUAAGUAAAAAUCCUUAAAGAUUAAUUUUUAAUAAAAAAUUAAUGUGAAUUAAUUAAUUACAUAUACUCAAAUAAUAUUGUUCGUAAAUAAUAAGUUUUAUCCCUUUUUUCUACGUUAUAUUAAUUCAAUAAAAGAGGAAUAAAUAUGUCUUUAAAAAAACAAUAUAAAAUUAAUACGUUUACUACAGAAUAAAAUGUCGACUCUUGCAGUUAAUAAGCUAUUCUAAAAUCAUUAAAAAUAAUAGAAAUUAUUGUAAUGUUAAGCGUAAAACAUUAAAAUAAUAAUCAUUAUUGCUUUUUUCAUCAAAUAAUGUAAUCUUCAGUGUAGCCUACAGGUAACAUUUGGAAAUUAUGUAACUUCAUGUAUCAAUGUGUAUUUUUUUUCUCUUUUUUAUAAAAGUCGUAAAAUUUUUCUUCUGAAUUACAUACUUAUAUACACAUUUAAUUAUUAUAUAAUAAUUAAAAUAAUGUAGGAAACUUCAUACUAAUAAUAAUUAUAAUGCGAAAUACGUUAAGGGGACGUCCAAAUUAUGAAGUGAAAAAUUACUUGAUUUUAAAAAUUCAACUAUUUCUAAUAAAUAAAAUUCUUAUCACAAAUUUUUAACAUUGCUUGUAAUGUAUCUAAUAUCAUUUAAUUUGUAAAUUCAAUUCGAGAUGAGAUUGGGCGUCCUUUUAAGUAACUCAAAAAUAUCAUCAACGGAAAAUUAAUUCAAUAUUUAUUCAAUAAAUGUAUUUGUCAUAAUAAGGAGAAAUAAACAUAAAAAAUCUGAAAAAUAAA